Messenger RNA from Cyprinodon variegatus (sheepshead minnow), 1130 nucleotides. RefSeq names its product probable fructose-2,6-bisphosphatase TIGAR A (gene tigara). The transcript has 6 exons. Gene Ontology annotation, cellular component: cytosol. Gene Ontology annotation, molecular function: fructose-2,6-bisphosphate 2-phosphatase activity. The record is from RefSeq and is a predicted model, not a curated record. The coding region runs from base 77 to 877 and encodes 266 amino acids. NCBI's taxonomy places the organism in Eukaryota, Metazoa, Chordata, Actinopteri, Cyprinodontiformes, Cyprinodontidae. Gene Ontology annotation, biological process: negative regulation of programmed cell death; positive regulation of DNA repair; regulation of pentose-phosphate shunt.
UGAUAUCUGUCCUGUCUACAUGAGCUCUUCUACCCACAGCUGAACCAAGUCUGGCCACAGUAACUGUGCGUCUCUAAUGCGCCUCUCUGCUAUCCACAGAAUGGACGCGCUGCGCUUUGGACUCACGCUUGUUCGACACGGAGAAACAAAGUACAACAAAGAAGGAUUGUUACAAGGCCAGGCAAUCGACUCCUGCCUGUCGGAGACGGGUCUGCAGCAGGCGGAGGCUGCUGGGUUCUACCUGAGAGAUGUGACCUUCAGCCAUGUGUUCGUUAGCGAUAUGCUACGGGCUCGACAGACCGCUGAAAAGAUCAUGCAGCAAAACCGUAGUUGUCUGGGUCUACGAAUGGUGUGUGACCCUUUGCUUAAAGAAAAAAGUUUUGGAAUUGCUGAGGGCGGACGGGUGGAGGACUUUAAAGAAAUGGCCAGAGCAGCCGGGGAGUCCUUCCCAGACUUCACCCCUCCAGAGGGGGAGACUCAGCAGCAGGUGAAGGAGCGGGUCCAAAAGUUCAUGGAGAAAAUGGUAUACCAGAUUGGCACCGAACACUGGCCUGAUGGAGGGCAAAAUGCCGCCUCCGCAGCUGCCUCGCCAGAGUCAUCUUCUGCUGCGGGGGAAGCUGAUGAUGGAGUCAGGAGCAUACCUAUCCAUGCUUUAGUUGUCACCCAUGGAGCUUACAUGCGUGUGGCGGUCCGUUACUUUGUCGAGGAGAUGUUCUGCAGCUUACCUCCAAGUUGUAACCAGCAGCUUAUGUUCUCUUUGAGCCCUAACACUGGGAUCUGCAGGUUCACACUCAGCAUUACAAAGGAGGGCAGCAGGUUUAUAGUUUUGGGAAUGCAGUGUUUUUUUAUUCACAGGACUGACCAUAUUAAGCAGUAGGAGAAAGAAAACAGGGGGAAACAAAAUUACAACUCAAUCAUCCAAUUCUAAUAUCAGUCAAAAAUAGCCAAAGGGAAAUAUAAAGAGCAUUGAUUAAUUCAUCCAAACAAACCUGGUUUUAUGUGGGAAUAAAAAACAAUGACUGUGGUUUGGGUCCAUUUUGUUUAUCUGUUUCCUUGUAGCCUUUUCCUGAUAAACAUAAACACGUACAACACUAUUUCCAAAUGUAGUUUUGGACAAACAAUUCACAGAU